This is a messenger RNA of Enhydra lutris kenyoni (northern sea otter), 3077 nucleotides long. RefSeq names its product POU class 6 homeobox 1. The transcript is spliced from 10 exons. Gene Ontology annotation, biological process: regulation of transcription by RNA polymerase II. Lineage: Eukaryota; Metazoa; Chordata; Mammalia; Carnivora; Mustelidae. Gene Ontology annotation, molecular function: DNA-binding transcription factor activity, RNA polymerase II-specific; RNA polymerase II cis-regulatory region sequence-specific DNA binding. Bases 169 to 2013 code for a protein of 614 amino acids. The record is from RefSeq and is a predicted model, not a curated record.
CUUGAGAGAAUUUAGGUUCGCUCUCUUCCUACCAUUCUACUCCUGACUUUUCAAGGUGAUAUAGAAACUGUAUGACUACGUCACAUCAGCCUUUGCUUUUCCUGUCCCAUGUCAUCCCACAGAUGUGCUAGCUGUGGGCCGGCCCCCACCCAACCCUGACAAGUGACCAUGGAUCCUGGAGCCGGGCCAGAGUCAUCUCUGACUGUCAAUGAGCAGGUCAUCGUGAUGUCAGGCCACGAGACCAUCCGCGUACUGGAAGUUGGAGUGGAUGCCCAGAUCUCAGCCGAGGAGGAGGGCAAAGGGCUGGAGGGCGUGGCUGCUGAGGGCUCCCAGAACAGAGGCCCUGGUGAAGCCAGUGAACCUGCUGGUGAAGCCGGGCCAGACAACCCAGACUCUUCUGCAGAGGCAACGGUGAAGUCUCUCCCGGGGAUCCCUCCGAGCCCUGCCCCUGCCGUUGCCACCUUCAGCCAAGCCCCGAGCCAGCCUCAGGCAUCCCAGACGCUGGCGCCCCUCGCUGUACAAGCUGCCCCCCAGGUCUUGACUCAGGAAAACUUAGCCACAGUUCUGACAGGAGUUAUGGUUCCAGCAGGGGCAGUUACUCAACCUCUUCUUAUCCCCAUCAGUAUUGCAGGUCAAGUGGCUGGUCAGCAGGGGCUGGCCGUGUGGACAAUUCCUACAGCAACCGUGGCCGCCCUCCCAGGACUGACAGCUGCUUCUCCCACGGGGGGAAUUUUCAAGCCACCUUUAGCCGGUCUGCAAGCAGCUGCCGUGCUGAACGCCGCGCUCCCGACACCUGUCCAAGCUGUCCCGCCACAAGCGCCAGCACAGGCCUCGUCGCCCACCCAGCCCCGGCCAGCAGCCCCGCCCCAGACGCUGUUCCAGACCCCACCACUGCUGCAGACCACACCUGCCAUUCUCCCGCAGCCCCCUGCUGCCACCACGACGGCCCCCACACCCAAGCCGGUGGACAACCCCCCACAGAUCACCGUCCAACCUGCGGGCUUCGCGCUAAGCCCGGGAAUUAUCAGUGCUGCUUCCCUCGGGGGACAGACCCAGAUCCUAGGCUCCCUCACUACCACUCCGGUCAUUGCCAACGCCAUCCCCAGCAUGCCGGGGAUCAGCAGUCAGAUCCUCACCAACGCUCAGGGACAGGUUAUUGGAGCCCUGCCGUGGGUAGUGAACUCAGCUAGUGUGGCAGCCCCAGUUCCAGCCCCGAGCCUGCAGGUCCAGGCUGUGACCCCCCAGCUGUUGUUGAAUGCCCAGGGCCAGGUGAUUGCGACCCUGGCCAGCAGCCCCCUGCCUCCGCCCGUGGCUGUCCGGAAGGCAAGCACGCCUGAGUCCCCCGCUAAGAGUGAGGUACAGCCCAUCCAGCCCACGCCAGCCGUGCCCCAGCCUGCGGUGGUCAUCACCAGCCCAGCCCCAGCGGCCAAGCCAUCUGCCUCUGCUCCCAUUCCAAUCACCUGCUCUGAGACCCCUACUGUCAGCCAGUUGGUAUCCAAGCCACAUACCCCAAGUCUGGAUGAGGACGGAAUCAACUUGGAAGAGAUCCGGGAGUUUGCCAAGAAUUUUAAGAUCCGACGGCUGUCCCUGGGCCUCACACAGACUCAGGUGGGUCAGGCUCUGACUGCCACAGAAGGCCCGGCCUACAGCCAGUCAGCUAUCUGCCGGUUCGAGAAGCUGGACAUCACGCCCAAGAGUGCCCAGAAGCUGAAGCCAGUGCUGGAGAAGUGGCUGAAUGAAGCCGAACUCCGGAACCAGGAAGGACAGCAGAACCUGAUGGAGUUUGUGGGAGGUGAGCCCUCCAAGAAGCGCAAACGCCGCACCUCCUUCACCCCGCAGGCCAUAGAGGCUCUGAAUGCCUAUUUCGAGAAGAACCCACUGCCCACGGGCCAGGAGAUCACCGAGAUCGCUAAGGAGCUCAACUAUGACCGGGAGGUGGUGCGGGUCUGGUUCUGCAAUCGGCGCCAGACGCUCAAGAACACCAGCAAGCUGAAUGUCUUUCAGAUCCCUUAGGGCUCAGCCCCCAGCCCUGCAUUCCAGCACUUUGUACUUUUCCCUUGGCCCCUGGCUGCAGCCACUGCCGUGACAGCACCUGUCAUUCUGCCGCGUGCAGCUGUGCUUGUCCUGGGUCGUGAGGCUCCACUGUGUGCAUGUGUGUCCACUGCCUCCCUCGGCUCCUCCACGUAUCUCACAGCAUGGAGAGGGCAGAGGGGCCCGCUGGAGAGCUCCAGGCUCCAGCCGGUCACGCCAGGGGACCCCUCCCUUAAGUGGUGUCACUUAAAGAAGCACUUUGCUAAUGUGGUUUUCCAAGGGUGAAUUCUGGUUGGGAACCAGACACUCUCCAUCCUUGGGGCAGGGCUGCAGCUGCCCCCAAAGGAUCCCUGGCCCUUAGCUCUUGUUCUUGAUGGCAUUCUCUCUCCUCGCUCUCUUCCCCUUUACUCCUGUGUGUAAGUGUGGCAGGUCCAGCCGCUUGUCCCGUGGAACUGUGGAACCGCAGCCUCACCUCCCACCUUUUGCCUGCAGGCACACUGUCUCCCCAAAAGGACCCAAGAGGCACAAUUCCGAAAAGUGUGAUGAGCUGCUCAGAAGGUCAGGCUCAGUGUCUGCCUUGCCUUCAAGGUCAGAAGGUUCCCACAACCCUGGGGCCAGAACAUGGGAUCUCCUUUCCCACUCUCCCUGAUUCCUUUUGGGGGGAAAUUGCACUAAAGCGAAACCUUCUCAUUUGUAAUCCAUGUUGGAAGGAAACAGCUUUGAAACUGCAUUCAGACCAACCAAACCUUCCCGAGUGUGGUAAGAAUGAGGAGGCAGGCGGGCACCUUGCCUGCCCAAGCCUCCCAGGAGAGAAUAUGUCUCCCAAGGGGCAGGCUCAAGUUUAAGGUUAUCUAGCCCGUCUGCAUGAGAUGAGGACCCCACCUGUGAGAGGCAUGCCUAACAAGUUUGCAGUAAGAAGAGUUAAAUACCAGGGUCAGUAAAGGGUUCAGUGGCUUACCCUUCAAUGAAUUAGAGAGAGGCAGGUUUUCACCCUCAAACACUUGCACUCAGAUAUGCUUUCUUUUUUGGGAGAGACAAGUGGGUCA